Messenger RNA from Fusarium musae, 1407 nucleotides. RefSeq lists its product as uncharacterized. Gene Ontology annotation, molecular function: transmembrane transporter activity. Gene Ontology annotation, cellular component: fungal-type vacuole membrane. The record is from RefSeq and is a predicted model, not a curated record. Lineage: Eukaryota; Fungi; Ascomycota; Sordariomycetes; Hypocreales; Nectriaceae. The transcript has 4 exons. Gene Ontology annotation, biological process: transmembrane transport. Bases 1 to 1407 code for a protein of 468 amino acids.
AUGUCGCAACCUACGGAAUCUAAUUCGAGGCGUCAUCCCGCUCAUAAAGUUUUUGAAGAACUUGGUCUGGUCUCACUAUACCACUCGACCAAAGAUGUCAAGAUCCUUUGCGCACAGAGGUUCAUCCGUCUCUUCGCCUAUGGCGGAUCUACUCUUGUUCUUGUAGCAUAUUUACGAGAACUCGGCGUAUCGACAACCCGCGUCGGCUUAUUCAUGACCUUGACGUUGGUUGGUGAUAUCAUCAUCAGCUUCCUGCUUGCACUGUUCGCCGAUGGCGUUGGUCGACGCGCGGUCUUGGCUUUGGGAGCAAUUUUGAUGACUGCGAGUGGAAUUGUAUUUGCCACCUCUAGUAACUACUGGAUUUUGCUUGCUGCAGCAAUCUUGGGUGUCAUUAGUCCUGGUGGCAACGAGAUCGGACCCUUCCGCGGUGUUGAAGAGAGCAUCAUCGCCCAUCUUACUGAUGCAGCACGGCGAGGCGAUGUAUAUGCUUGGUAUAGUCUCUCCGGGACAGCUGGUGGCGCCUUUGGCCUUUUGACCUGCGGCUGGAUCAUUCAUCACAUGCGCGUCAAUCUCGGCAUGGAUGUUGUUGAAGUGUAUCGCUACGUCUUCUAUGGAUACUCUGCGAUGGGAGUGCUAAAGUUGCUCUCGGCCAUCAUCUUGAGCUCUGCUGUUGAAGUUCACCAUGAGCCCGAGCAAGAUUCUUCAGCGGACAACGGUGAACAAGCACCCCUGCUUCCCGACAACGCUCAAGUUCAAAGCGCCGACCAGCCUCAGCCCAAGAAACAACUCCGAGCUCGAAUUUCUCGUGACAGUAUCCCGACUGUUGUGACCCUUUGCACUCUGUUGGCUUUGGAUAGCUUUGCUUCAGGACUGGCUCCUCUCUCAUGGAUCACUUACUACUUCAAAUCCUACUAUCAUAUCGAGGAAGGAAAGUUGGGUUCCAUCUUCUUCACCACGAGUAUCAUCGCCGCUGUAUCGAUGCUGGUAGCAUCUUCUCUUGCCAAGCGAUUCGGCAAUGUUCGAACUAUGGUAUUUACUCACCUUCCAUCAGCGGUCUUCUUGGCUCUCGUCCCCAUUCCCAACGACGUGCACCUAUCAGUUCUCUUCCUCAUUCUACGAUCAUGCACUCAGUCAAUGGAUGUUGCACCCCGUUCAGCUUUCCUCGCCGCUAUCAUCAAACCAAAAGAGAGAACAGUUGUCAUUGGUCUUAUCAACGUGGCCAAGACAACUUCUCAGAGCCUUGGACCUCUCAUCACAGGACUACUGGCAGAUUCGAACUAUUUCUGGGUUUCUUUCAUCAUGGCUGGAUCUUUAAAGGUAUGCUAUGACUUGGGAUUCCUCGGACUCUUCAAGCAUCAUGAACACGUGGAAGCAAAGCGAAGCCACGAGGAAGAGGGAAGCCAGUGA